AUGGAUGCGCCAACCCCAAGACAGUCCACUCCCCGCUACUCCUCCCGCCUCACACGCACCCAAGCAGCAGCAGUAGCAGCAGCAGCAGCAUCACCAGCAGCUGCUGCUCCUCCUGAUGCAGCGUCUCCCCAGCAGUCGAUUGAACAGGCAGACACACAGGCACUGGGAAAUGCGUACGCACAGGGAGAGAAUGAUGCAGAAAUGUCAGGAGGGCAGGGAGGAGAGCAAGAGCAAGAGGAUGUGGAUGUGAAUCCAUCACCGCCCUUCCCACCGCCGUCGCCAGCAGCAGCAGGAGGCAUGAGGGAAUCGCCUCCUGUGAUUGAAAUGACAUCAUCGGAGGAAGGAGGGGCGUUUGGUUUGCAGCACAGCCACACCUGUCCCAGCCACGCCGCUCCCAUCCCGCCGUUCUACUCGUGCUGUUGCGUCUGCAACGCCUUCUAG
Messenger RNA from Closterium sp. Naga37s-1, 441 nucleotides. NCBI's taxonomy places the organism in Eukaryota, Viridiplantae, Streptophyta, Zygnematophyceae, Desmidiales, Closteriaceae. The record is from the annotation of a GenBank genome assembly.